Boleophthalmus pectinirostris (great blue-spotted mudskipper) is the source of this 849-nucleotide messenger RNA. Its product is annotated as inorganic pyrophosphatase-like. The coding region runs from base 1 to 849 and encodes 282 amino acids. The record is from RefSeq and is a predicted model, not a curated record. Gene Ontology annotation, molecular function: inorganic diphosphate phosphatase activity; magnesium ion binding. The transcript is spliced from 10 exons. Gene Ontology annotation, cellular component: cytoplasm. Gene Ontology annotation, biological process: phosphate-containing compound metabolic process. NCBI's taxonomy places the organism in Eukaryota, Metazoa, Chordata, Actinopteri, Gobiiformes, Gobiidae.
AUGGCCUACAGCGUGGAGGAGAAAGGAAGACCCUACACCACCGACUACCAAGUCUUUUUCCAAAAUGCAGAGGGGAAGUACAUCUCUCCGUUCCACGACAUCCCCCUGUACGCAGACGAGGCUCAGAAUAUUUUUCACGCCGUCAUCGAGGUUCCACGAUGGACAAACGCAAAGAUGGAGAUUGCGACUAAAGAGCCUCUGAAUCCGGUGAAACAGGACGUGAAGAACGACAAAGUCCGAUACGUGGCCAACGUUUUUCCACAUAAAGGAUACAUCUGGAACUACGGAGCCAUCCCACAGACCUGGGAGGACCCAAACCACAAAGAUGCAGACACCGGUUACUACGGCGACAACGACCCCAUCGACAUCUGUGACAUCGGAGAGAAGGUGUGUUCCAGAGGAGAGGUGAUCCGGGUGAAGGUUCUGGGGACUCUGGCUCUGAUCGACGAAGGACAAACCGACUGGAAGGUCAUAGUCAUCAAUACAGAGGACCCCCAGGCAAACGAGUUUAACGAUAUAGAGGAUGUGCGCAGGUUGAAGCCGGGGUAUCUGGAGGCCACACACGAUUGGUUCAAACGAUACAAAGUCCCAGACGGAAAACCAGAAAAUGAGUUUGCUUUUAACGGAGAAUUCAAGAACAAGGACUUUGCCACUAAAAUUGUGAGGGGCACUCAUCAGUACUGGAGAGCUCUGAUCCUAAAUCAAGCUGAGGCUGGAGAACUCAACUGUAUCAACACAACUGUUGCUGACAGUCCAUUCCGCAUUUCAGCAGCAGCAGCAGAGGACAUAGUCAAAGCGGCCAGUCCUUUGGGACCUGCAGCACCCAUUCCCAGUUCAGGUAAAACAUAA